AUGAUAUUUACAAAAACUCCAAAAUCGAUGCUUCAGAUUGAAUACGAAUGCCUUACCGGAUGGAAGCUUGUUGGGGAUGGUCGUAGGCGAUGCCAGCAAGAUGGAACUUGGAGCGGGACUGCUCCCACAUGCAAAGUGGUUGACUGUGAGGAUCCACCCGUUAUCCCUAACGGUAUUGUCGCAGCUACCAAAACCACAUUCGGAUCUCUAGCUAACUAUUCGUGUCAGGAAGGAUACCGAUUAAUUGGGCACGCUUUCGUAACGUGUGGUACGAAAGGGAUAUGGGAACCAGCAAUACCAGUUUGCUACGGUAGGUUGAGUCCAGAAAUCAGCAUUCUAUGA
Messenger RNA from Cylicostephanus goldi, 342 nucleotides. Lineage: Eukaryota; Metazoa; Nematoda; Chromadorea; Rhabditida; Strongylidae. The record is from the annotation of a GenBank genome assembly.